Naegleria lovaniensis is the source of this 594-nucleotide messenger RNA. RefSeq lists its product as uncharacterized. The transcript has 2 exons. The record is from RefSeq and is a predicted model, not a curated record. Gene Ontology annotation, cellular component: ciliary base. NCBI's taxonomy places the organism in Eukaryota, Heterolobosea, Eutetramitea, Acrasida, Naegleriidae. The coding region runs from base 1 to 594 and encodes 197 amino acids.
AUGUCAGGAAAGGCAACAACAGGAAAAUCAUGGGCCGAUAAAUUUGAUGCCGUGGCUUUGAAUUCAAUUUAUACAGAAACAUUUAAGAAAGAGCACAAGCAUUAUAAACUGAAGGAGGAAUAUACAACUCAUCCUGGAAGAAUUGACGUGGUUACAGACAAGCCCAAUAAGAGAGGAAAACAUUUUUUAGAUAAGGACGAAGCACUGAUCGAGAGUAUAAUUUCGCGAUUGGCACCAGAACAAAUCGAAAAAUUUGAACAGACCGUAGGUGAGCCUGUCAACAAUCUUCUUUCAAAGAGUCAAAAGCCAGCCACACCGGAGAAGGAAGAAAUGCUCAGAACGGCUCAAGAGCAAGAUCGUUUGUUUUUAGAGACGAGAGAAAACCUUGCCAAGAAACCUACAGAGCGAUUUUCCAAGCCACAAACAAGCGCACAAACGGUGGGAUGGUUCCAUCAACAAGACACCUCACUUAGAACCACACAUUCCCAUAAGCCAAAAAAGAGUUGUGAGGAGACAUUGUUCGCCAAUCACCUUGUACAAUUUAAAGCAAAUAUUAGAGAAACAUCUAAAGGAUCUGCUCCUCAAAAGAAAUAA